AUGGUGCUAGGUAUUAGAAGCCUAGAAUUAGAGCCAUUAAAGGGCGGCUAUUACGUCUGGCAUUAUGUCCCCUCCAUAGCAGCAUCCGUGAUCUUCGCCGUCCUGUUUUUCGCAAUCACAGCCGUCCAUUUCUGGAAACUGUUCAAAACAAAAGUCCGAUUUCCCAUUCCUUUUGCAACUGGCGGACUAUGCUACGCCGCUCGAGCAGCCUGCACGAACCAAACUGGCAAACUGAUGCCCUACAUCACCCAAAGCAUCUUCUCCCUCCUAGCACCAACCCUCUUCGCUACCGCCGUCUACAUGGCCCUAACCCGAAUAAUCCGCAGCGUUAACGGCGAAAAGUACUCCUCAAUCCGGACAAACCUCGUCACAAAAAUAUUUCUCAGCUGCGACAUUAUCACAUUCUUCAUCCAGGGUGGUGGUGGCGGCAUGAUGGCCGAGAGUAGCCUGACAAAAAUGGGCCAGUGGAUCAUUUUGGCUGGAUUGAUCUUGUAG
Molecule: messenger RNA, 495 nt
Organism: Penicillium antarcticum
Lineage: Eukaryota; Fungi; Ascomycota; Eurotiomycetes; Eurotiales; Aspergillaceae
Exons: 3
Coding region: 1-495 (164 amino acids)
Cellular component (GO): membrane
Source: RefSeq, a predicted model, not a curated record